AUGUGGUUACUUUUGGUGAUUUUCUUCGGUUUUGCCUCAGCUCAAUCACCACUCAACAAAGCUUGGAACGAAGCAUUGCCUGGUGUGAAGCCAUUUUGGGAGAAAUAUCAAACGGGACCACACGGAGUUGUGAUUAGAGGAUGGCAAUUCAGUAGAUGUGCAUCAGAACAGUGGACGGACUUUGUCGUGAAUGUGUCGAAUAUUGUGAUCUGGCCUGAUUACCCCCGUUUCCCCGGUCCAAUCUUCUUCAAUGUGACAAUGGAUGUGGCUGAGGAUUUGCCGAGAGAUCAUAUUGAAAUGGAUUUAGAGGUUCGACACGCGGUCACAUCUCGAUCUGGCUCAAAAGGAUGGCAAGUGAUUCCAUGUCAAGGAUGGAAUAUUGUUGAUGGAUGUGAUGGAGUUGGAUCUUGCCGCUACUGUGACAUGCUCGAUAAAUGCAAUGAGGCAAUGAAAGGAGCAAAUAAAUAUAUCGGUGAUAGAAAGGCUCGUGACUUCUUGCGACAAAAUAAACUCUGCCCACCACCAAAAGGACACUGGACGAUGACGUUUUCGAAAGUUUUCUCUUCUGAAGAUCUCCCAAAAUCUUUCUUCGGACCACUGCAAUCGAAUGAAUACUGGUUGACUUUUUCGUUCACUGAUGGGAAAGAUCGAAAAUUGGGUUGUGCUCGUUUAUGGAUUGACGUGUGCAAAUAUCAUUUACAGGAUCGACACCAAAAAUGUCUCCGAGAUCCGAAUGCUUUCAAGAAUUUCAUCAACGAGAUCAGUCAACAAGCCGAACAAAUUCGCAAUCGGGGA
Messenger RNA from Mesorhabditis belari, 795 nucleotides. The record is from the annotation of a GenBank genome assembly. NCBI's taxonomy places the organism in Eukaryota, Metazoa, Nematoda, Chromadorea, Rhabditida, Rhabditidae.